AUGUUCAUGUCCUGCUUUCUGACCCAAGCUUUGACCGGGAUUUCCUUGGUGAUACAUCGCGUUGUUUAUACAGCAAUUCCUUUCAAAGCUGAGCGAAUAUUCUCACCAACUGUCCUAAAGAUUCAUACGGCUUUACUGGGAGUGAUUUUCUUGGGCUUAGUAGGCAUUAUGUGUUCCCCUUACGCUGGACUUUUAUUUUGUCCUCAAACUAUGGACAGAAUCCUUGUAAAAGCUCCUGCCACGCCAGUGAUACAAUGGAUGAACACGGUAUGCAAUUAUUUGGUGGGAAUAAGUACGGUCUCCGCCUACACUAUUGUUAUCGGUGUUUUAGUCAUAAGAGGAAAUAUCACGUUCCAUUCCAACGCGGAAUAUCGCAUGAUGAUACAGGUAGGUAGCUGA
Molecule: messenger RNA, 399 nt
Organism: Cooperia oncophora
Lineage: Eukaryota; Metazoa; Nematoda; Chromadorea; Rhabditida; Trichostrongylidae
Source: the annotation of a GenBank genome assembly